This is a messenger RNA of Poeciliopsis prolifica (blackstripe livebearer), 2384 nucleotides long. RefSeq names its product cell division cycle 73, Paf1/RNA polymerase II complex component, homolog (S. cerevisiae) (gene cdc73). The coding region runs from base 25 to 1617 and encodes 530 amino acids. NCBI's taxonomy places the organism in Eukaryota, Metazoa, Chordata, Actinopteri, Cyprinodontiformes, Poeciliidae. Gene Ontology annotation, cellular component: Cdc73/Paf1 complex. The record is from RefSeq and is a predicted model, not a curated record. Gene Ontology annotation, molecular function: RNA polymerase II complex binding. Gene Ontology annotation, biological process: positive regulation of transcription elongation by RNA polymerase II; transcription elongation by RNA polymerase II. The transcript has 17 exons.
CAUACUACAUGAAGGCGAGGGAAGAUGGCGGAUGUGUUGAGCGUUCUUCGUCAGUAUAAUAUCCAAAAAAAGGAAAUCGUCGCUAAAGGGGAUGAGGUGAUAUUCGGAGAGUUCUCCUGGCCGAAAAAUGUGAAGACAAACUACAUAAUCUGGGGUACUGGCAAGGAGGGCCAACCCAAAGAGUACUAUACUUUGGACUCCAUUUUAUUCUUGCUCAACAAUGUGCAUCUGCCGCAUCCUUCGUACGUGCGGAGAGCUGCAACAGAGAACAUCCCUGUUGUCAGACGACCGGAUCGAAAAGGAUUGCUGUCCUACCUCAAUGGCGAGAGUUCUACAUCGACAAGCAUCGACAGAAGCGCACCAAUAGAAAUAGGACUUCAAAGGCCAACACAAGUUAAAAGAGCAGCUGAUGAAGUUUCUUCUGAAGCCAAGAAACCACGGAUUGAGGAUGCAGAACGAGUGCGUCUGGACAAGGAGCGCUUGGCUGCCCGUCUGGAGGGCCACAAAGAAGGCAUCGUGCAGACAGACCAGAUCAGAUCUCUGUCCGAAGCCAUGUCUGUGGAGAAAAUCGCCGCCAUCAAAGCCAAGAUCAUGGCCAAGAAACGCUCGACCAUCAAAACGGACCUGGACGAUGACAUCACGCUGAAGCAGAGGAGCUUCGUGGACGCAGAGGUGGACGUCACCAGGGACAUCGUCAGCCGAGAGCGGGUCUGGAGGACCAGGACCACCAUCCUCCAGAGCACUGGGAAGAACUUCUCGAAGAACAUCUUUGCCAUCCUCCAGUCGGUGAAAGCCAGAGAAGAAGGGCGAGCACCAGAGCAGAGACCAGCACAGAACACUACCCAAGUGGACCCGUCCUUGAGGAAUAAGCAGCCCGUCCCGGCCGCCUACAACAGAUACGAUCAGGAGCGAUUCAAAGGAAAAGAAGAAACGGAGGGUUUCAAAAUUGACACCAUGGGCACCUACCACGGCAUGACCCUGAAGUCAGUGACGGAAGGAGCGUCUGCCCGGAAGGCCCAGACCCCGGCGCUGCAGCCAGUACCCCGUCCAGUUUCACAAGCCAGACCUCCACCAAAUCAGAAGAAAGGAUCCCGAACCCCCAUCAUCAUCAUUCCUGCUGCCACCACCUCCCUCAUCACGAUGCUCAAUGCUAAGGAUCUUCUGCAGGAUCUGAAGUUCAUUACAUCAGAGGACAAGAAGAAGCAGGGCAUCCAGCGGGACAACGAGGUUCUGCUCCAGAGGCGCAAAGACCAGAUCCAGCCAGGCGGCGCCACGCUCAGCGUCACCGUUCCUUACCGCGUCAUCGACCAGCCGCUGAAACUGGCUCCACAGGACUGGGACCGGGUGGUGGCCGUGUUCGUGCAGGGUCCUGCCUGGCAGUUCAAGGGCUGGCCGUGGCUGCUGCCCGACGGAUCUCCGGUCGACAUUUUUGCCAAAAUUCGGGCCUUCCAUUUGAAAUAUGACGAGGCGAAGACGGACCCGAACGUGCAGAAAUGGGACGUGACCGUCCUGGAGCUGAGCCGCCACAAACGCCACCUCGACCGACCCGUCUUCUUACGCUUUUGGGAAACCCUCGACAGAUACAUGGUGAAACACAAAUCUCACCUCCGGUUCUGAGCUCAGAUCAGUGUUUCUCUCUGAAAUUCCCUCACGUUAAUUCCACAGCCUUCCAACUCGGCUCGGUCUUCAUGUUUUUCUAGCAGCCGAGUCAUCCUCCACCCUGAAUCCCGAGGCCGACGGAACAGCCAACGGAUUUCCCUGGAAACUCCCAAAGCGUCUGGAGUUUUCCCUCUGAACAUAAGAAAAGUUUUUCAUGGGUUUUUCUGUUUCAGACCCAGUUUUUGUUUUAUUUUGUUCUGUUGUGGGUCCCUCCCCCCCAUUAAGUUUCCAGGUAGCUCAACAGAAAAACCAAACUAUGUUUGAUAUAAAAUUCUACAAACUGUGGAAACGGUUAAAAAACAAGCUACCUAGCAACAAAACCUGAUGGAGAUGUUUCGGGUUUCCUUGUUUUAGGCCGUCGUUAUCAAGGAGAUUGUUGCUUUCUGCUCAGAACUGUUCGGAUCGGGGAAAACAACUGAAGCGACGUAGAACUAAGUUGGAGCGCAGAGACUCUGACGACCUUCUGAUUUAGCGUGUUUGUGGCCAUUAUGUACAUACAUGAUAAAACCUGAGAGAGCCGAAGCUCUUUGAGCAGAGACGGCUGCAGGUGAGUGAUUCAGUUAUCUAAGUCAGUUCCUACUUCUGUUUUUCACGCCAUCAGCACCUCCACCGGUCAUUUAAUGACUGUCUUCUUUUUCUUCUUCGUUGGUGUUGUGCUAGAUGAGAAUAAUUGCUUUAAGUCACCACAUGAGAACGGACAAUAAAGCCUUUGUGAAACACCUACA